CCAAAGAUAAGUUGAUUCUGUGUUUCAUGUGGUAAUUUUGCAUGUAUGAUGCCUGUAUUUCAUUACCCUGUGUUGCUUAGGGCUUGUCUAUUAUUCAUAGUCUCUGCCCUUUGCCAGGUUUUAUCAUUCCCCUAGUUUUGGGCUAGUUGCUUCCUUGUCACCUGUAAUCCCCUGCGCCUAUUGGGUUUUUCGUUUGGGGGUGCCCCCUCCUUUUUUCCCCAUCCUAUCCUUGCCUCAACCACCGCGUUUUUAUUCAAAUUUUCGCUCCGUUUUACUUGGGAGGCGCUCUGCGCCUCUCCUCCUUCCUCCCUACCUUCAUCCUCUGCGCCGAUUCCGCCCCGCUGGUUCCCGGCGCUCUAGGUUUCGGCGGCAGCUUGCGCUUGGUUUCCCGUGGCUCCGAGAUCUCGCGGGAUCUCGGCGGCCAUUUUGGGAACUCCCGCCCGUCCUCUCGCGGGAUUUCGGAGUUUUCUGCCGUGCACGUCUGUCGCUCGGCUCCGGUUCGGCUCCUGCUCUGCGGCGCUUGGGGUGACUAACCCCUCUUUAGGUACCCACCUCCUCGGUCUUAGUGACCCCUAAUAUAUCAGGCAUCUGCCAGUUAGAUUGUCUGCCACUUUAGUAGCUUUAAAUAAACUCCUAAUAUGUCUUCUGACCGCUCUCCUGCUGGGCCUAAUCCUCCCCCAUCUGCUGGGGAUCCCAGCUUACCAACUACUAGCGCACAGGCCCUGGAGCUACAACGCUCAGUGUCUAGUGCUAUUAUUGAGGCAAUGGGAUCCAUGUCUUCUAUGAUAUCCCAAACCAUCUCUCAGGCCCUAGCUGCCCAUGCCCCUGGCCCCUCUACUCAGUUGCCUGUACUCACUAACCCGCAGCCUACCAUUGAACCUCCUGCCCAGGAGACCUUGACUGGUGUGAUUCAAGCCACCCAUGAUAGCGCGCUUAGAUCGCGCAAAAGAGCCUUGCCGCGUCAGGCAGAACGGACGCGAAAGUGGAAAUGUGCUAGAGCACAAACUGAUGAUAUAGAUUCGGAUGUAGAAUCUGAUAUGGAGGCUUAUGCGGAGGCAAGCGGCCAAUCUGAAGGGGAGAUGGAAUCUGAAUUUCCAGAUGAUGCUGGCCCUAGGCCUUCCACCUCUGGGUCCGUGGGCGCCUCCGCCACUGCCCCUAACACGGUUUCUACCCUGGUGGACCCCUCAGGCAUCCCAUUAUUUGAUCCUGAUUCCCUCCACCACCCUAGGUCGGCGGAGUGGCUGCCAGUGGCUCAUGUGAGCGAUUACCUGGAACAUUGGGUGCGCCGUCCUCUUAGCAAAGAGGCGCGCAGCAAGCUCCGAGCUGAAUGCCCCAGACCAUUGAUCCCCAACAAGGUCUGUGAUACGCCAUCUGUGGAUCCAAAGAUGACCCAGUUCUUGGCUAAAACCGGCUGGAACCCCCGCAAGGGGUUAGAUUCCGCAAUUAGGAGUUGUCAGGAUAAACUCCUUGACAUCUUUGGCCCCCUCGCCAAAAUUUUUGAGAUGGCCGAAUCGGCCAGAGCGGACGGCUCUCCGAUAGAUCCGGAGGAGCUUACUGGCUGGAUACAGAGGGCCAUUUGUAUCGCGGGCAGCACAAACUCCUCCCUGGCCAUUGAACGGCGUAAAGCCAUUUUGUUUAAAAUUGACCCGAAAUUGGCCAACCUGGCACUCACUGAGUCAGGAAGGGAUGCUCAGGGUCUGCUGUUCGGGGAUUCCUUUAUUAAGGACCUCAGCAGAUACGUAGGGGCAUUUACCGCCCUGGACAAGGCCCAGUCCUCCAUGAGAAGGGUCUUUCAGGGAGGGGUCUCCACUAGGGCCGGCAGUAGUAGGGGCCGUCUGUCCGGCCGCUCCAGUUUCCAGGCGGCGCCAUGGUGCUUUACCAAGCUCCUGCGUCCGGUCGUUGCCUGGCUGCGGAGUCGGGGUGUACGUCUAGUCAUCUAUCUGGACGACAUCCUCAUUAUGCAUCAAUGUCAGGCGGCGCUGCUUCGGCACCUUCAAUGGACGUCGGACCUCCUUUCGGCUCUUGGUUUUCUACUGAACCCCGAGAAGUCCUGCCUCACGCCGUCUCGACGGAUGGAAUUCCUGGGCUUCACGGUGGACUCUGUUGCGGAAUCUGUCAGUCUCCCGUCAGAGAAAUUGCGGACGAUCCGCAAGGAAUUGAGACAUGCCCUUUCAGCGUCGUCCCUGUCCCUGCGUCACCUGGCUCGCAUUAUUGGCCUGUUGGCCUCCUCCAUCCAGGCGGUGUUUCCAGCCCCCCUCCAUUAUCGGGCCCUUCAGCGCCUGAAGAUUGCUCACCUUCGUUCCGGGGCCUCGUUCGCGGACAUGGUGGUUCUGGAUCAGGAGGCUCGGGAGGAACUUCGUUGGUGGUUAGACAACUUGGAAGCCUGGAACGGCAGAGCGAUCUUCGGAUUUCAACCGGAAUUCACGAUAGAGUCGGACGCGAGUCUCCUGGGCUGGGGUGCCCACUGCGAAGGUGUCUCCACCGGGGGUCGGUGGUCGGAGGCCGAGAGCCAUCUUCACAUCAACGCUCUGGAACUCCUGGCGGGCUCGUUUGCCAUCCGCAGUUUCUCCAAUGGCAUGGCGCAUGCCUGCAUCCGAUUACGUAUGGACAAUGUGUCGGCGGUCCGCUAUGUCAAUCACCUGGGCGGCACCCAGUCGGCUACCUUGGCGCGACUGGCGAAGGAGUUUUGGUCCUACUGUCUCUCCAGGGACAUCAUGGUGCAGGCGGAGUACCUUCCGGGUCUACACAACGUCCGGGCGGAUCGGAGUUCCCGCUGCUUCACGGACGGCAGCGACUGGAGGCUAGCGCCGGAGAUGUUCUCCACGAUCUCGGAUACCUGGGGCCCUUGCGCCGUGGACCUCUUCGCGUCACGGCUCAAUACUCACCUUCCCAGGUUCUUCAGCUGGCGCCCGGAUCCGGAGGCGGUGGAUGCGUUCCUUCAGGACUGGUCUUCGGCUCUGCAAUACGCGUUUCCUCCUUUCGCCAUGAUCCCGAGGAUGCUGCUGCAGGUUCGUCGUCAGGUUGCGGAGUUGGUGGUGGUGAUCCCCUUCUGGGGGACUCAAGCAUGGUACCCGGUUCUCCUGGAACUCCUGACGGACGUGCCUCUCCUCCUUCCGGGUCGGACGGAUCUCCUCCAGGGCCCUCUGGGUGCUCCUCACCCCCUGCUGCUCGACGGCUCCCUUCAGCUCCUGGCGUGCCGGAUCUCCGGACUCCCGGAGAGGUCGCAGGCAUUUCGGAGGCAACUAGACGCCUCCUGGACAACGCUUGGGCUCCCGGCACCCGAAAAUCUUACCGGGCAGCUUGGGGAGCUUGGGUUAGCUGGUGCGUGGAACGGAACCUUGAUUCCGUUUCGGCGCCUGUGACCCAUUUGCUGCAGUUCCUUACAUCCCUUUUUGAGGCGGGAAAGGCUUAUCGGACCAUUAAUUUGUUCCGUUCAGCGAUUUCUUCGACUCAUCAGGGUUUUGAUGGCGUUCCGGCGGGUCAACACCCUUCGGUGUCACGCCUGCUACGUGGAUCGCGCUUGGCUCGGCCUCCUCGGCCUCGCUUCACCACUACGUGGGACGUUUCCCUGGUCCUCUCUUUUCUCUCUGCGUGGCCUGAGAACGCGGCUCUUUCUCUCCGGCAACUGUCUGCCAAGUUGUUGACCCUCUUUUGUCUCAUUUCUUGUAAGAGGGUUUCCGAUGUCAGGGCUUUGGAUCAUGACGCUAGGUCCUUUUCUCCCGAGGGCGUCACGUUUAACAUUACGCGGCGCACUAAGACUAAUAUUCGGUCUGUCUCUUAUCCCUGUUUCCCGUCUUCCCCGGCGCUCUGUCCGGUAGCCUGUUUGCGGGAGUAUGAGUCGCGUACUAGGACUCACCGCUCUGCGGACGUUCCGCAACUGUUCCUCUCCAUCCGCCAUCCUUUUGGCCCGGUGUCUAGUCCCACGUUGGCGCGUUGGAUGAAGUGGGUCAUGUCCCUGUCUGGGAUUGAUACGGCGGUCUUUACCGCUCAUUCGGCCAGGGGCGCGGCUGCCACUGCCCUGGCCGUUUCGGGGGCUCGUUUGGAGGACAUUUUGCGCUUGGCUGACUGGUCUACGGCCGCAACGUUCAGAGAAUUUUAUUUUCGUCCGCCCCCUCAUGUGUUUUCGUCGAUUAUUGAUCAGCUUUGAACUUGCAAUAUGAGCCUCCGUGUCUUGAGGUAAAACUAAAUGAUUUUCCUAUUUCAUGACGUAAAGUCAUAGUUUUAUUAAAGACACGGAGGCGAGUAUUGCCCGCCCUGGGUUGUUCCUGCCCGCCCUUUUGUGGUUUUAAUUUGUUGGACUGUUUACAUUGUCGAUUCUGGUUAUUUAUUACGUAUACUUGCAUAGUUGUAUUGCUGACUGUUUAUGGUUCUGUUUUCAGCGACCUUAUAAUGUACGACCGUUUCCUGGGUCGGUUUUUGUUCAAUUUUUGCCUGCCUCUUACACUGGCUAUAUUAUUUGCUUUGUUUCAGGUUGAAGGUUCCACGAAGUAUGGACUUCUGCGUUGCUCCCGGUUUCCGGAGGUGUUAGCCAUGUUGGCUUGAGUUCUACGGCGUGAUGGACCGGUUGUUUAUCAUUCUCGGGUCCAGUUCCAGUUUCCGGUUUCGGUUCCAGUUCCGGUUAUGAAGUUGGUGUUUCGGUUCCAAAGAAAGAGGAAGUUACUAAGAGGACACUGCUUAUUAUAGGAUCUGAGAGGGGUGGAUCCUUUAUUGUUAUGAUUAUGUAAAUUUCUUCUUUGCUGCUAUUGGUGGAAAGUAAAGAAGGAGA
Messenger RNA from Bufo gargarizans (Asiatic toad), 4765 nucleotides. RefSeq lists its product as uncharacterized. The transcript has 2 exons. NCBI's taxonomy places the organism in Eukaryota, Metazoa, Chordata, Amphibia, Anura, Bufonidae. The record is from RefSeq and is a predicted model, not a curated record. Bases 639 to 3362 code for a protein of 907 amino acids.